Messenger RNA from Kickxella alabastrina, 561 nucleotides. RefSeq names its product transcription factor domain-containing protein. The record is from RefSeq and is a predicted model, not a curated record. Gene Ontology annotation, biological process: DNA-templated transcription. Lineage: Eukaryota; Fungi; Kickxellomycota; Kickxellomycetes; Kickxellales; Kickxellaceae. The annotation marks the transcript as partial. Gene Ontology annotation, molecular function: zinc ion binding; DNA binding. The transcript has a single exon.
AUGCCGCCAUGCGGAAAGCCUCCCAUGCCGGACGACGAGGAGAAGGGUAUUUUGCUGUCGCUGUACUUCCGCUACGUUCACCCGGGCUUCCCAAUCCUGUAUAAGUCGCACUUUUUGAAGCAAGCCUUCGACAAGAAGAAUUCCCAGUCUCCUGCUCUCAUGUCGGCGGUCUACGCGGCAGCGUCAACUUACAAGAUCCGCGAAGUGGUUGGCAAGGCUGAUCUGGCGCGCGCACGCAUACAAAUGGUGGUGCAUUUCCAGCGCGCAAAACUGUACUUGGAUGAGCAGUACACAUACAACAACACGCCGACCAUUUUGACCCUUCUGCUUAUGUCGGUAUACGAGCAGGGCACCAUGUCGACGCGGAGCUGGCUCUACUCGGGAAUGGCUGUCCGCAAGGCCUACGACUUGGGUAUUCAUCGCGAUGUGGGCGUGGCCAAGAACAAUGUCAUGGCCGUCGUGUCGUCGGUUGAAGCCGAGAUCCGCCAGCGCGCAUGGUGGGGGUGCUACAUCAUGGACAUUAUGGUCAGCGCGACGCUCGGCCGCCCGACUACUAUUCGC